ACACUUCGGACAGAUCAUCUGUUGAUUUCACACAGAUAAACAACACUUGCAUUACAGAAACUACGAAAAACCAACACACCCGUUCUGUGAUGAGCGGUUGGGUUGUUUUCAUUCUCCGAUGGCAGAACCUGAUCAUCGACAACAACGAGAACAUCUUUUAAAAUCCCGUCCGCUGACUUUAACCAGCAGCGACAGGAGGACACGUGAAGCUCCACACGUCCAUUAGAAGCACGUUCACCAACUUAACUCAUGAAAACACCGCUCGAGCUUCCGCCUUGUUGAUGUGAGGGAUGUUUACAUGUACCUGUUGUUUGGUGUGUACGCGUUGUAAUGAUCACCAGCGACAAACAAAAGCACUUCGAGUGGAGCUGGUGACGCGUGUGUGUUCUUCAAUGCUCCCUGUGUCUCCUAUGAAGAGGAGCGUCAAAUUUGUAAAGGCUGGUAUUAUGUUUAAAGCGUUUAUUCUGUGUUCGGACUAUCACCAGAUGACAUGGGCGUUACCUGAAAGCACAUCUGGUGAUAUACAGCUGACAAAGCAAAGAACGACACAUUUAUCUAAUGCGCGAUGCAAAUUUCAACGACUCGGUGGUGUAGUGAGAUCGUCAUCAGGCUAGAAGCUUAUAGUGUUUCAGCUUGUUGUUUCGAAUCCCGUUCAAGGUUUUUUUUUACUAUAUAUUUUUUUCUUUUACCAUUUAAAUGCUUAUUGUGGUCUCAACGUGAUGCUGACACGGACACAUGAACUCGUGAAGGGUUUUUGUAGGAUUUUUAUUUCAGCAAGACCUUCAGUAGAUCACCGCACUUCACACACAGGCGCUUUGUGAAAAUGACGAAUCUGCCACCGGCUCUGAAAAACAGCCUCAACAUCUGGAAUGUCGCCAGAAGCCAUGCCCGCCAGUUAAACUGGAACACCGGGACGCACCGGAGGUAGAAGCGCUGUGAAAAGCGCUCCGCCUCCUUUCCUCGCCCAUGGCUGGACGAGUCCGUGCAUUUGAACGUGUCAACAUGAAGAGGGAGGACAUCAUAUUUCAGGCGCUCCUCUUGAUCCACACCUCAGCUCAGUCCGACAGCAGCAGCAGUGUGGUGGUGGCUGGUUACAACGUGAGCGCCCCGGCCGGGUCGAACGUGGUGCUGCAGUGUGUGAGUGGCCGCAUGGUGUGGACCAGGGACAGCGUGAUGGACAGACAGAGGGUGGUCCACUGGGACCUGUACCGGACCCAACCGGACUACGCCAUGGAGAGGGUGGUGGACAUGUUCUCUACAGAGGAGCAGAGGAUUUACAACUCCUACAACCUGGGCAGGGUCGGCAUCAUAACAACGGCCUUCAAGGACGGAAACUUCUCCCUGCUCAUCAAAGAUGUGACGAUGAACGACAGAGGCCUGUACUCCUGUAACCUCCACCAUCUCUACUGUCACCUGUACGAGACAGUCAGAGUCCAGCUCAACGUCACCAAAUCACGCCGUAAGGAGCAGCGUUUCUGGGAUGGACAGAAGGCGGUGUUCGUGGUGCUGCUCGGGACCACGGUGGCGCUGCCAUGCAUCAACCGACGCAAUGUGUGGACGGACUGGAGCAACGAUGAGGGGGACCAGCAGGUGGUUCACUGGGAUCGCCAGUCACCAGGGAUCCACCAAGACCGUGCUGACCGCCUGGUGGACCUGUACGCCUCUGGAGAGCAGCGCAGCUAUGGGCCGCUGUUCCUCCAGAGAAAGAUGAACAUCAGCAACCAGGCCUUCUCAGAUGGAGACUUCUCACUGACCAUAUCUGACCUAAAGCCCACAGAUCAGGGGAGGUAUUCCUGCCACCUCCACCAUCAUUACUGUGGUCUACACGAGAGAAGAGAGUUCCAGGUCACAGUGGAGCCACCGGUGAUUCAGACCACCCGGCCAGCCAUAGCACUGCCUGCUGUGGACAAAGACUCGACCAAGGCUGAAUCAACGCGAGUCAUCAACGUCAUCGUGGCCGACCAGAGACAUCACUUCCUCCUGCCGCUGGGAUACGUCCUCACCUCUCUCCUGCUCCUGGCGUUCAUCAUCCUCAUCAUCAUCCUCAUCACACGCAGACGUAGGAUGAAAGAGUUUAACCCGCAGGCAUCUAUGAGGUCCAGCAGGAGUCAGACCAGCCCUGAUGAGUUUGAGAUGGACGUCACUGAAGUCACUGUGAGCAACGAUGAAGAGAGAGGAUUUGAGUACAAGAACAACCUGCUGAGAGAGAAGGUCCAUGUGAACACUCAGCCUAAGGUCAUUGAUCUUGAUAAAGAGAUGCAGAAAUUUUCUAAGUGAGAGAAAGACAGAAAAAGUGAGAGAGGAGUCGCUGGCUGGUCCAGAGGCUGCGUUCCAAACACAACACACUGCCCGCCCGUCCUGGCAGGAGGGUCACGGAAAGAAAAAAAUCUGUGCCACCAAAACUGCAGAAAACUGGAAAAGAAAAAAAAUGUUUUUAACUCGUCAAAAUGAUGGUGACACAUUUACAACAAAAGAUUUUGUUUUCUUUUAUUGUAUUUUAUUGUCAAACUAAAACGACUUGGGUGAGAAAGAGUGCAACAACUGUGCCUGGCACAAGAGCACCACCCACAGGGGAGGUUUAUCUUUGACUGAGAGAGGUGUACAUAUAUUGAAUGAAGACGUGAUCGACAUGAAUUAUCAGUUAUUACAGCAUGAAUCGUUAUGCCUCAAGUUUUAAAAGAAAUCGUACUGGUGAUUUAUUUUUCCAUUGUUCUUCUCUUGGUUGAACUGACUGGACUGAAGCACCACUGACGUUUUGAUGUCAGUGUGUUUGAUUAGAUGGAGACUAAAUGACCAAAGAAACAAUGUAUGUAUAAAUGUUUUGCUUUGACCGUGUUUUUAAACAUGUAUUAAAAUGUGUUUGACGUCCAGCUGAGAUGGGUUCUUACACUAACUUGAUACCCACUCUGUUUGUAUUCAAAUGACUUCAAUAGUAAAGUAAUUACUUGUGAACUGAAUGUGGAGGAGAAAUAAAUGAUUGGUCAUUGCUUCAUA
Messenger RNA from Pleuronectes platessa (European plaice), 2994 nucleotides. Its product is annotated as matrix remodeling-associated protein 8. The transcript has 12 exons. NCBI's taxonomy places the organism in Eukaryota, Metazoa, Chordata, Actinopteri, Pleuronectiformes, Pleuronectidae. Gene Ontology annotation, cellular component: membrane; cell surface. The record is from RefSeq and is a predicted model, not a curated record. Gene Ontology annotation, biological process: cell adhesion; establishment of glial blood-brain barrier. The coding region runs from base 967 to 2277 and encodes 436 amino acids.